Molecule: messenger RNA, 1596 nt
Organism: Purpureocillium lilacinum
Lineage: Eukaryota; Fungi; Ascomycota; Sordariomycetes; Hypocreales; Ophiocordycipitaceae
Molecular function (GO): protein binding
Source: RefSeq, a predicted model, not a curated record
AUGGGCAACGAGCCUCCAGUUAUCCCCACCCACACUGGCGCCGCGGCGAAGGCCUCUGCUGCCAUGCAAAACGAAUUCUUCGCUAGACAGGGCUCCCAGACUAAGUGGCUGCGCGCACCGUCAAGCGAAGACGGCAACGAUCGAGAGAGCGGCAUUGGAAUUGCCGUCAAUGUUCCUUCCAUCGAGGUAGAUGACGCCGAUGCUGCCGUGGCGCAACAGGACACGCGCAUCAGCAGACUGAACUUCAUUUCGAUGCUGCCUGCAGAGCUGGCGAUCCAUGUCCUGUCUUUCCUGGACGCGGCAGUCCUGACGAGGGCCUGCCGCGUCUGCCGCGACUGGCAAAGGAUCGUCGAAAACCAGCAUGUGUGGAGAGAGUCUUGCCUGCGCGAAAUGACAUCCACUUUUGCAACAAGCGGGCCGGUUCAGCCUGGGACUGGCUUGGGCAUCCCCUUGGCACUUCCCUCAAAUGACUGGAGGAAAAUCUACCAGGCUCGACAUGAACUGAACCUGCGAUGGAAGAGUGGCAAAGCCCGCCCGACCUAUCUCAACGGGCACUCGGACAGCAUCUACUGCCUGCAAUUUGAUGAGCACAAGAUAAUCUCCGGGUCCCGUGAUAAGACGAUUCGAGUCUGGGACAUGCACACGAUGAAGUGCAGGCUGGUGAUUGGGCCGCCAUCUGUCAUCAGCAGCGGCACGCUGUUGGCAGACUUUGAUGGGGUCUCGGUUCACUACGCCAUGGGCGCGGAGAACGUCCGAGUGGCAGAGGCACAUCCGCAGCUUGUGUCGUUCCCGGAGCACCACAUGGCCUCCAUUCUGUGUUUGCAAUACGACGACGAGAUCCUAGUGACGGGGUCGUCGGACUCGACAUGCAUCGUGUAUGACAUCAACAACAGCUAUCGGCCGAUUCGCCGGCUGCGCCACCACACUGCGGCCGUGCUCGAUCUCGCGUUUGACAAGAAGCACAUUGUCACUUGCAGCAAGGACAUCAGCAUCUGCGUCUGGGACCGGGCGACGGGAGCCCUGCUGCGCCAGCUGCGCGGACACACGGGCCCCGUCAAUGCCGUGCAGAUGCGCGGCAACACCAUCGUGUCCUGCUCGGGCGACUUCAAGGUCAAGCUCUGGAAUAUCGACACGGGGAAGAACAUCCGGGAGUUCGAGGGCCAUACUAAAGGAUUGGCUUGCUCGCAGUUCUCUGAGGACGGGCGAUACGUUGCGUCCGCAGGAAACGACAAGACCAUCCGCAUCUGGGACGCCAACACGGGCGAGUGCAUCAAGGAGAUGCGCGCCCACGACAACCUGGUUCGCAGCCUGCACAUUGACAGCGUGAGCGGGCGCCUCAUCAGCGGCAGCUACGACACCGACAUCAAAGUUUGGGACAUGGCGACGGGGCGCCAGAUGCUCGACUUUCCCCGUUGGCACGCCAGCUGGGUGCUCAGCGCCAAGAGCGACUAUAGGCGCAUAGUCAGUACUGGGCAGGAUCCCAAGAUCUUGAUCAUGGACUUUGGCGCAGACGUGGAGAACAUCGAGAUGCUCGAGGGCGGCGGCCCGGCGAGCGGCCCAUUUGGGCUACCCACGAGCCCGAAGGGUUUCAUCUGA